This is a messenger RNA of Tigriopus californicus, 1610 nucleotides long. RefSeq lists its product as uncharacterized. NCBI's taxonomy places the organism in Eukaryota, Metazoa, Arthropoda, Copepoda, Harpacticoida, Harpacticidae. Gene Ontology annotation, cellular component: nucleus. Bases 127 to 1569 code for a protein of 480 amino acids. The record is from RefSeq and is a predicted model, not a curated record. The transcript has a single exon.
CGAAAGUAGUCUCUAUCCCCUCAGCUUGAUGGCAACCCUGUUACAAACAUCACUCUGAACCAAAACAUUGUGAGUUGUCGUAGGCUGUAAAAUUCACCCGCAGUCGGAAGUUGGCACGACUGCACCAUGUUGGGCUGCCCGUGGGUCCGCCUAGGCCCCCAUCCCGUCUUGCUGCGAUCCAUCAGUACUAGCUCGGUCCUGAACAAAUCCAAUCCGGAAUGGGUGGCUCUGAAACGAGAGGAAAAAGCGCGUCGCGAAAACCGCUGGCAACGUCGAAUCCGGGCCAAUCCCUUUCAGCGAAACGUGGGCUUGGCCCACCAACUCCAAGGCCUGUCCCUGGACCCGGAUGACCCGGCCUUGGUCGACGCCCACGCCCAAACUGGCCUUCAACCCGAGGAAAAGCUGGAGGAGCUCCAAGAGCGAACGGAUAAGUAUCAGAACGUGUUGGCCCCGCCCAAACAUCCGGACAGGGAUCCUCACGUCGAUCGAGCCGAAUUGGCACUCAUCUUGACCCAAAAGAAAUGCUUUCCCAAACCCAAGAGUCCGAAUUUAUUGACUUACUUGGAAAAAGCCAUGAUCGCUCACCUCCAUCGAUCCGAUCCGGCCUUGUGGACUUUAGAACAGUUGGCUCAGAGUUUUCCGGCCACGCCCGACAUCGUUAAGCGAGUCUUGAAGGCCCAAAAGAAACAAUUCGGACCAUCCAGGCCCCAUGACAUUGUUGCCCAUGACCAAAAGGUCUUGGCCAAUUGGCAACUCUUGGCCAAAGGCCAACUGGAACUGCCCGAGGCCGUGGCGGCUCAUUUGCGUGAUAAUUUCGGAUCGGCCAAUGUGUCCAAAACGGCUCAGACUUACAUUAAUGCUGAUUUAGCCGAGCGAGUUAAGCGGGAAUUGUUGGAAAAGGCGCAAGUCGAACCUCAGCCUGCCCCUGCCGGUCCUUUUGUCAACAUCAUCCGCGACUAUCGAGCCAAAGUCCAAGCCGUGUCGGGGGCGGUCCACCCGGUGGUCCAAUCCUCGGUCCAACCCCGCCUUUUCUCUGACCAAUGCGAGUCUCAUCCGGACGUGAAUGUGCCUUCGCCCUAUCGUGACACCGCGGUAUUGGCCGCAAGUUUUGAUUGGGCCAAAGACCGGCGGAUGUCCUUGGACAAGUUCCGCCAAAAAUAUGUCAAUACCGUGUCUUUGAACUCGUUUCUGGACCCGGAGACGCGGGCCCGGGAUCAUCCGCACAAGGUGGCUUUUGAAAAGUGGUUAGACGAAGAAAAAAUGCGCGAAACCACCGUCCGGAAGCCUCAGCCUUUGAGUUCAGAGGAAUUGAACGAGGUGGUGGCCGACGAGAAAGAAACAAUCGCAAAGUAUGAGUUUAAAAAGCCCGUUGUUAUGGCCUUACCGCCAUCCAAAAUGCCCUCGUCGUCUUCAUUGUCCAGGCCGCCCAUUGAAUGGCGGGUUGAAAUCCCCGAGAACAUGAAGGUCCCUGGUGGACUCUAUCGACAAGAUGAUUGUUACUACAACGAAAAUGGCGAUUUUUUGUACCGUGUGCCAAAUAAUAAACCUUCUCAGAGUGGUGCGAGCUAGGGGCCACCGAUUUUAGUAGAUUUUGCGGAUUCAUUUCAGAA